This is a messenger RNA of Parnassius apollo (apollo), 2283 nucleotides long. NCBI's taxonomy places the organism in Eukaryota, Metazoa, Arthropoda, Insecta, Lepidoptera, Papilionidae. The record is from the annotation of a GenBank genome assembly.
AUGGAAAGAGUUUACUGUGGCAUGGUGGGGGAGUUGCCGGUGGGGAGGCCUCUAGAGCGGCCGCUGACUCAGCGGCGACCUCGAGUACUGCCUGCCGCAAGGCGAGGUCCCGUGCCGGUGUCGUUGUGGUCGUCCAUGGACCUCCUCACCGGCAACCACCCGACCCAGCCGCUGAGCCCUCAGGAGGACCGAGCUGCAGCGGCCCAACCAGCAGUAGUUGAUAUGGAGCUUUGCUCAGUUCCUUCACCUGCUUUACACGUUGAAGUUGGAGGGAGUGGAACCUCCACACCUAAUCGGACUCCAACGUCCCGAAAGCGAAAUGCAUCGGACCACAAUGACAUGGGGGCUAAACGGCGUCUAAUUACUUCCUCGUCAUCUUCGUCGCGUCCUCUAAGGGAUAUUGAAAUAUCCAACGCCCUUAAUUAUGGCAGCGACGAGGACUCCGAAGAAGAUGGCGAAGAAGAAAUUGGACUCCAAUCCACCAUAGUCCCCAGGGUGACUGCCUUCAAUUUAUUAAUAACCAUAAUGUUCGGCAAGGCAUACAAAUUAAAAUCUAACAACACACUAAAAAAUUCGGAAAAAAAGCAUUUAGCGCAGCGUAUUUUAAAUGAAUUCCCUGCUGCUACAGAUGAGAAAGUGAAAGAGUUGGUGCCAGUAAAAUCAAAUAGCAGCUGUAUGAGAUUAAUUCUACAUUCGGGUGAAACAGUCGGCGUAUACGUUGUUGAUAGUGUACCUGUGAUGAUAGAAACAGGUGAUGCGUUGGUGCCUACUGUAUGUGCUCUAUGGAAAGUGCCUGACCUCCUACCGACCCUCAUCAUUCAUUCUCCAGUGCUCCCUAAGCUUGCAGGGGGUGCACCAUUAUAUGCACCAGGGGUAACAUUAGCAGAUCCAGUAAAAUUCCCACGCUUCUCCCGUGGGUCUCUUAUUGCUGCCGCUACAGUUGACAAUUGCGCUGUCGGCGCUGUGGGUCGUGCUGCUAUUUCCUCUUCAGAUCUGUUGAGGACUAAUAUAGGUGUCUGCAUGGAAACUUUACAUGUAUAUGGAGACUUGCUUUGCAAAGAACCUAAGUUCACAAAGCUUGAGAGGCCAAAGUUUGAUCCCCCCACCUAUAAUGACAUUACUGACAACAUUGCUAUGGAUAUAGCCCAGCUAAGCAUCCAACAACCAAUUAAAGAGGAAUGGCCCAGCUUAGUAAAAGUGGACAUCAAACCGCCAGAAGAACCUACACCUUCCCCGGUUUUAAAUGAACCAAGAAUUAUCCCAGAAGAAAUACCAAAUGUUGAUGGCAAUGAAGAAUUGGAUUUAGACGACACAGUUAUCACAGAUACUUCACAAAUUGAAGAAGAUCCAAUACCAACAGACAUGGACGAGCUGCUCAAAUGGUGUCUCCUGUCCUUUAUUAAACUGGAAGGCAAGAAUCUAGAACUGCCUCUCAAAACCAACCUGCUAUAUAAGAAUCAUCUGAUACCUCUGUGCCCUCCGGACCGGACUUUAGAUGUAAAAAAGUCAAGUUACAAGAAAAUGGGCAAAUUCCUUGAGGCCAUGCAAAAGGAAGGCCUGCUAGAGGUGCGUGAGAUCGAAAAGGGCGUGUCGGCGCUGGUGAGCAUGGCCUGCGCGCACCCGUUGUUGCGGCAGCAUCGUGCGCCCGUCCGCCCCGCCGCCCGCCCCACCGCGCCCGGCCCCGCCCCGCCUCAAGUACGGGACCUCUACUGCAUCACCGCCAACGUUUCUGAACUCUUCGCACCGCUCAGGAAAGGCACAGCUCUAGCGGCGGCAGAUGUUCGGUCUACUCUUACCGAAUAUGUGAAGACGAGAGGACUUAACAGCACACAGCAGCGAGGAGCCGUUGCGCUGGACCCACUGCUGGCAAAGAUUACUGGGCAACAGGAACAGGAAACCAUAAAAUGGGAGGGACUUAUGACUGCUGUCUUGAACAAAAUGACUCCCAGCACAGAGCUGCAGUUUUCUGAUGGAACUGUUAAAAUUAUCAAAAGCAAGCUCGAGCCAAUCAAAAUGCAAGUUGCUACCAGGAGCGGGAACAAGAAGGUAACACUAGUAUCAAACCUAGAAGCAUAUGGCUUCAACCUACUAGAAAUGGCGCGAGUGUGCCAGCAUGGUGUGGCUGCAUCGUGCGGGGUCACAAGAACCCCUGGAGCAAAGUGUGACCAACUGAUGGUGCAGGGUGAUCAGACACACUUCAUUGCCAAACUGCUGAUUGAGAAGUAUGGACUGCCCAAGAAAUAUCUUGAAGGUGCCGAUAAAGCUUUAAAUAAGAAAAAGUGA